GCUACGGGCGCGCGGCGGCUGGGUCGCCCCAGGCAGAGCGCGCUGAGCCCUGAGGGGAGCUGCUGCCCGCUGCAUGGAAGACCCCGCGGUGCCCGGGGCCGGCGUCCCGCCCGCCAACGGCAACGGCAAUGGUAACGGCAACGGCGGCAGCAAAGGAAAGCAGGCGGCCGCCAAGGGCCGAGAAGCGUUCCGAAGCCAGCGGCGGGAGUCAGAGGGCUCUGUGGACUGCCCCACUCUGGAGUUUGAGUAUGGAGAUGCAGAUGGGCACGCAGCAGAAUUGUCAGAAUUGUAUAGCUACACUGAGAACCUGGAAUUCACCAAUAACAGGAGGUGCUUUGAAGAAGAUUUCAAGACUCAAGUGCAGGGCAAGGAAUGGCUAGAGUUGGAGGAAGAUGCUCAAAAGACCUAUGUAAUGGGACUCCUGGACCGGCUGGAGGUGGUCAGUAAGGAGCGGCGGCUGAAGGUGGCCCGGGCUGUUCUCUAUCUGGCCCAAGGCACUUUUGGGGAAUGUGAUUCAGAGGUCGAUGUGCUACACUGGUCCAGGUACAACUGCUUCUUGCUGUAUCAGAUGGGGACCUUCUCGGCCUUCUUGGAGCUACUUCACAUGGAAAUCGAUAACAGUCAGGCCUGUAGCAGUGCCCUUCGGAAACCAGCUGUCUCCAUCGCCGAUAGCACAGAGCUCCGAGUGCUGCUGAGUGUCAUGUACCUAAUGGUGGAAAACAUCCGCCUGGAGCGAGAGACAGACCCCUGUGGGUGGAGGACAGCCCGGGAGACCUUCCGCACUGAAUUGAGCUUCUCCAUGCAUAAUGAGGAGCCUUUUGCCCUUCUGCUCUUCUCCAUGGUUACCAAGUUCUGCAGUGGCCUGGCUCCCCACUUCCCCAUAAAGAAGGUCCUGCUCCUGCUCUGGAAGGUGGUCAUGUUUACCCUUGGUGGAUUUGAGCAUCUACAGGCUCUCAAAAUACAGAAGCGGGCAGAACUGGGCCUGCCUCCACUGGCUGAGGACAGUAUCCAGGUGGUGAAGAGCAUGCGUGCUGCCUCCCCACCCUCUUACACUCUCGACCUGGGGGAGUCUCAGCUGGCGCCACCACCCUCGAAGCUGCGAGGCCGCCGUGGUUCUCGAAGGCAACUCCUCACUAAGCAGGACAGCCUGGACAUCUACAAUGAAAGGGAUCUCUUCAAAACUGAGGAGCCAGCCGCAGAGGAGGAAGAGGAAUCUGCUGGUGAUGGAGAACGAACCUUGGAUGGAGAGUUGGACCUGCUAGAGCAGGACCCUCUGGUACCACCUCCACCCUCACAGGCACCCCUCUCUGCUGAGCGGGUGGCCUUUCCCAAGGGCCUGCCUUGGGCCCCAAAGGUCAGGCAGAAGGACAUUGAGCACUUCUUGGAGAUGAGCAGGAACAAGUUCAUCGGAUUCACCUUGGGGCAGGAUACAGAUACCUUGGUUGGAUUACCCAGGCCCAUCCAUGAGAGUGUGAAGACCCUAAAGCAGCACAAGUAUAUCUCCAUCGCAGAUGUGCAGAUUAAGAAUGAAGAGGAGCUGGAGAAGUGCCCCAUGUCUUUGGGAGAAGAGGUGGUACCAGAGACACCAUGUGAAGUCCUCUACCAGGGCAUGCUGUAUAGCCUCCCUCAGUACAUGAUCGCUCUGCUUAAGAUUCUGCUGGCUGCAGCUCCCACUUCCAAGGCUAAGACAGACUCUAUCAACAUCCUGGCAGAUGUCCUGCCUGAGGAGAUGCCCAUCACUGUUCUCCAGAGCAUGAAGCUAGGCAUCGAUGUGAACAGGCACAAGGAGAUCAUUGUAAAAAGUAUCUCCACCCUGCUCCUGCUACUCCUCAAACACUUCAAACUUAACCAUAUUUACCAGUUUGAAUAUGUAUCACAACAUUUGGUAUUUGCCAACUGCAUCCCCUUGAUCCUGAAGUUCUUCAAUCAAAAUAUCUUGUCAUACAUCACUGCCAAAAACAGCAUCUCAGUCCUGGAUUACCCUUGCUGUACCAUCCAGGAUUUGCCGGAGCUUACUACUGAGAGCCUGGAAGCUGGAGACAACAACCAGUUCUGUUGGAGAAACCUCUUUUCCUGUAUCAACCUCCUGAGGUUGCUCAAUAAACUAACCAAAUGGAAACAUUCCAGGACCAUGAUGCUAGUGGUGUUUAAAUCGGCUCCAAUCUUAAAGCGGGCCCUCAAGGUCAAACAGGCCAUGCUGCAACUUUAUGUCCUAAAGCUGCUAAAGAUACAGACCAAGUACCUGGGGCGCCAAUGGAGGAAAAGCAACAUGAAAACCAUGUCAGCCAUUUACCAGAAAGUACGCCACCGCAUGAAUGAUGACUGGGCUUACGGGAAUGACAUCGAUGCCAGGCCAUGGGACUUCCAAGCAGAAGAAUGCACCUUGCGAGCCAACAUUGAGGCUUUUAACAGCCGCCGGUAUGACAGACCCCAGGACUCUGAAUUUUCACCUGUGGAUAACUGCUUGCAGAGUGUGCUGGGGCAGAGGUUGGAUCUGCCUGAAGAUUUCCACUAUUCAUAUGAGCUCUGGCUGGAGAGAGAGGUGUUUUCACAGCCCAUCUGUUGGGAGGAGCUGCUCCAGAAUCACUGACUGAGCUCUUCUCAACAAAGCAUCAAUAGAUGGAGGUUGGCUCCAAUAAAUGGUGCUCUGCCUACCCUGCCCUUUCAGCCUUCAUUUCCAAUUCUAGGAGUACUUGUCAAGGGGAGAUCUGGCCCAGCCCUAGGACAUCCAGUAUAGUUCAGGGCUAUUCCAGAGGUUGUUGGGCCUAGAGAUGGUGCGAGGCUGGAAUCCUGAGUCACAACAAAAUGAUUACAUUUUUUUGACCCCAGUAUUCUCUGAGGUGAGUUGGAUGCCCAGUUGGCCUUCAAAAUCUUUUAGUGGCUCAGUCCUGGACAGGCUCUUUGGUGGUACCUCUCCCUCCCUGCUUUAGUCUUGGCUAGAACCAGCCUAGCCUUAGCUGGCCCCAAGAGUGAGAGGAAGUUUUUUAUGGCGUUUAACACAUAGCAUUCAUCACAACCUGGGGUGCAGGUUGUAAAAUAGGGAGAAAGUUUUUCUUCUUGUUCACCUUGGAUUCCUAGGACUUACCAGAGGUUUGGCAAAACCAACUUUGAAAUUAAGUCUAUAUUUUAAAUUUUGACACUCACCUCUUUCUAAGAUCAUUAGCUCUAAGAUGAUUUUAGAGCACCUACACCU
This is a messenger RNA of Propithecus coquereli (Coquerel's sifaka), 3193 nucleotides long. RefSeq names its product striatin interacting protein 2 (gene STRIP2). Gene Ontology annotation, biological process: cytoskeleton organization. Gene Ontology annotation, cellular component: cytosol. The coding region runs from base 74 to 2590 and encodes 838 amino acids. The record is from RefSeq and is a predicted model, not a curated record. The transcript has 21 exons. NCBI's taxonomy places the organism in Eukaryota, Metazoa, Chordata, Mammalia, Primates, Indriidae.